AUGGAUCAAACUGGCGAAGCUUUACUAAAAAUAAUCGAUUCGCCGGAUUUCGAUGUUUUCACGUGCAUUGAUUAUUUGCGUCGCUACCUGUCCGAGAUCGGAAUAUACUACUACCUCACUCGAAAGCUUAGAACAUAUAAAUAUGAUGACUUAGAGUUUUUGAUUCCUCAAUUGAUUCAGCUUCUAGUCUCCUUUGAGACAAACUCGAUGGCGCUUGAAGAUUUCCUAUUGGAGUAUAGUGAAAAAUACCCGCAUUUCAGUUUAAUAGUUUUCUGGAAUCUUCAAGCUUUUGUUUUUGAACUUAAGGACAACCCGAAUUCCUAUUCAUUUCAGAUUGUGAGAAAUAUGGUUAACAAGUUACAGGAUAUACUAUUCAAUCCCUUCAAGCCCUCAACUCUGAAUGAUUUCCGUGAAAAUUUGCAUCCGGCAUUAGUUUUGUGUGGUGCAGUUGCAGCUUCACUUGGGAUGCCCCAGAUUCAUGACUUCAUAAAGCCUCUUAUUGAAUCCCAAGCAAAGCAACAAAAAUCAUUUGUGUUCAAACUAGCCAACUUUCAGAAAACUUUGACAAAAAAUCUAACCUUAAAAAAUCAGAAACUUUCGAAGGAAUCUAGAGUGGCUCAUUCUGAUGACGAAAAGCCUAUUGUAAAAGCCAAAGCUUCGACAGAACAACAACGCUAUUCUGAAUCUUAUGCCCGUUCAAAACGUGUAUCUUCCCAAACAUUGACUUCUGAUGAAUCUGAAAUCUACACCAGUGAUGAAGAUGAACCAAUUUUUCAUACUGUAAAACGACAAUCACUGAGAUUGCGGUCCAUGCAGAGUAUGGACAAUAUGUCAUUUAUCCAAAAUAUAGAGGAGAAACUUGACGUGACUUCCGUUAUAAAGAAAAGCCAAAGGAAGGAGGCACAGCAGCAUCACUUGUCACAUUCCAUGCCUGAUCUUGGUGCAACGCAGGAAGUUGUUGAUGUGCGUCCUUCGUUAACGCCAUCUGGAUCAGAGAUAUCGCUUGCCAACUUGAACUUGAUUAGACAUAAGACUCCUCCGUCUCCAGUUGUUGCAACACCUGUCGACCCUCAUAGAUGGUUAAAGGCUAACUAUUCUAGAAAUGUGACGAAAUUUAUACUUGCUUUGCAAAACAUAUCUCUCCGAUUGUCCCAAUUGCCGAAGGAAGCUAGACUUUCUGCGCUCAGAGCUGAGUUAUCUAUUGUGAACAAAACGAUACUUCCAGCAGAAAUCGAUAUACCACAACUUCUCCCUAUUACAAGCACUCGCAACAAAAAGUAUCAUAAAAUUCUCAAGUUAAGUGUCAAUGAAGCAUUUGUUCUUAAUUCUGCCGAAAGAGUUCCAUUUCUCAUGUUUGUGGAAUUUUUGAGCGACGAAAUUGAUUUCGACCCGACAACUGCUGAGAACAGAAGGCUUCUUCAAAGCAGUUCAGGUUCCGCUGACAAAGCCUCAACUUUGGAGGCAGAAUCUGCAGUCGAUGAAACGCAAGACUAUAAUGACGCACUACAACAAGUCGAGACGGAUUUGGGCGAGCUAAAGGUUGCCACAGAAAGCAAUCUGGAAUACAACCUAGCAUCGUUAAAAUCGAGUAACUAUGUACUUCCCAGCAGCCCUUUAGACAAAAAGAAUCCUUCUUUCCAGUCAAGUGAUAAUGCAAAGACCAGGGCUGACCAAAUGAGAAUUGCUGCCGUUAUGUUGCAACAGUUGGAAAGCGCUGGAAAAUCUAAUUCGGAUCAAUCUUCCGCAAUUAAGGAAAGAAUAAUACAGUCAAUGAUUGAAAUCCAGGACCAAUUUGAAUCAAUCGAUUAUGAUAAGAUCAAUGAAUUGAAAGGAAAAGAAUCGAAUGCAGGAGAGAGGAAACUAGAAAAUGACUUCAAACUUGCAGAGGAUUGGAAAGCAAAAAAGCAAAGAAUAAGAAACUCAAGUAUUUAUGGGCAUCUUCCAAAUUGGGACUUGUGCUCUGUUAUCGCCAAAAAUGGAUCCGAUUUACCUCAGGAGGCAUUCGCUUGUCAACUCAUUGCUAUGAUUUCGAAUAUCUGGACUAAGAAAAAUAUUCCAUCAUGGACAAAGAGAAUGAAAAUUUUAAUCACCAGUGCAAACACAGGUCUAGUUGAAACAAUUACGAACGCCAUUUCGAUACACUCAAUCAAGAAAUCCAUGACAGAGUUAUCAAUAUCAGAGGGGGAUAACUCCCGAAGGAAAAUCAUUACGUUAAAAGAUUACUUCGAAAAAUUAUUUGGGGGACUCCAGACUGGGAGCUUUCGCAGAGCACAAAAGAAUUUUGCGAAAAGCCUUGCAUCAUAUUCGAUAAUUUGUUACGUUCUUCAAAUCAAGGAUAGGCAUAAUGGAAAUAUCAUGUUGGACAAUGAAGGACACAUUAUACAUAUCGAUUUUGGGUUUUUGUUAUCAAAUUCUCCAGGCAGUAUGGGUUUUGAGGCAGCGCCUUUUAAACUUACUAUGGAGUAUGUGGAUCUACUUGGAGGAUUAGAUAGUGAGUUAUUCCUUUACUUCAAGGACCUUUGCAAGCGGUGCUUUUUGGCUCUUAGAGAGGAAAGUGACCAAAUAGUGAAUAUGGUCGAACUUAUGCAAAAGGACUCCUCCUUGCCUUGUUUCAACAACGGUGAAAAUACUAGUGUGCUCAUGAAGCAAAGGCUUCAAUUACAAAUGAAUGAAGAGGAGGCAAAAGAUUUUGUGGAGAAUGUUUUGAUCGGGAGAAGCUUGGCAAGCAUGUACACCCGGUUGUACGAUCAAUUUCAAUUGAUCACCCAGGGUAUCUACACAUAA
Molecule: messenger RNA, 2784 nt
Organism: Clavispora lusitaniae ATCC 42720
Lineage: Eukaryota; Fungi; Ascomycota; Pichiomycetes; Serinales; Metschnikowiaceae
Gene: PIKA
Product: 1-phosphatidylinositol 4-kinase
Biological process (GO): phosphatidylinositol-mediated signaling; phosphatidylinositol phosphate biosynthetic process
Cellular component (GO): membrane; cytoplasm
Molecular function (GO): 1-phosphatidylinositol 4-kinase activity
Source: RefSeq, a predicted model, not a curated record